AACUCCCUCCACCACCAUCCCCGCCCCUGCCUCUCCCCGCGAUCAAGCCGGCCGGAGCGAGGCUGAGAUAAUUCCGGGGGCGGAACUUUCCUCACGGCUCUCCUGCCUGAGGCGAGGCAGGAAAAGUGCCCGCCUGGGGUAGCCCAGGUGAAGAGGCUCGCUCUGCUUGCGCGCUGGUGUCCGGAGUACUUCCAGACAGUCGAAGAGUAACUUCUGCGUUGCCAAAAAUCACAGCCCGACAAAUCCAGGGAGAUGUUUUCUGCACUGUGGCUUACUUCUUGGAUUUACCUCCUUCAUUUUUCUUUCAGCUGUUGUGAGGAGGCCAUUGUUAGUUUAUCCGCUAAAGGAGAGCCAGGAACUGUCUCUUGUCUAUCAGGUAGCCAAUCUAACCAUGUUGUGACUUGGUAUAGAAAAGAUAUUGAGAUGCCUAUAACUACAGAUAACUCCUCCCGGGUUUUUCAGCAAGCAAACUUGCUUUGGUUUUAUCCUGCAAAACUAGAAGAUUCUGGAAUGUAUCGAUGCAUUUAUAACUCCACAAGAGUUAAUAAAUCCCUAAUAGUGUUUGAGAACAGCGUUGGAUUGUGUUUUAAUAAAGGAAUGGUUUUUGAACAGAAAAUUCCAUUAGAAUAUAAUGGGAAGCUGACUUGUCCAGAUCUUCAAAAUUUCAGAAAUGCUGAAAAUGCUCCUUUUGCUUUACAAUGGUAUAAGGGAUGCCAUUUGCAUUUAUAUGAAGACUGGAAAUUUAGCAGUUCUGGAGAACAUCUUCUCAUUAAUAAUGUAACUAAGGAAGAUGAAGGAAUUUAUAUAUGCAGAGCUAAACAUAUAUAUCAGGGGAAAGAAUAUAACAUUUCACGGGCCAUCAAACUAAUUACGUUUGAAACACCAAAGAAAUAUCCAGAUAUAAUUUAUCCAAAUAACAACUCAAUUGAAGUAAAACCAGGUUCCAGAUUUGACCUGAUAUGUAAUGUCUCAGCAGAUCCUCUGGAUAAAAUGGUAAUUGUAACCUGGAUGUUCGAUAAUGAGAUAUUAAACACAAAUGAGAAGGUUCAGUUUCUUUCUGGAAAACAAAUAAUAGAAGUAAAAUUAAACAUUUCCAAAGUGAAAGACAGGGAUUAUGGAAAAUAUUUGUGUGAAGUAUGGUCUGAACGUGUGAUACAAGUAGCAUAUGUAAUGCUAAAUUAUCCAGCUCCAAACGUUCAGAUUUAUAUGAUUGGAGGAUUGAUUUCACCUUUGUUUAUUAUAGUAGCAUCACUGCUCACUUACAAAUUUUUCAAAGUUGACAUUGUCCUUUGGUACCGGGAUUCUUGCCAACAUCUCAGCAAAGGAACUUCAGAUGAAAAGGUUUAUGAUGCAUAUGUGUUAUAUCCUCACAAUGUAUCAGGCUCUGUAUAUUUGACUGAAACCUUUGUCUUCAAAUUAUUACCUGAAAUCCUAGAAAAACAGUGUGGUUACAAGCUCUUUAUUCUUGGAAGGGAUGAUAUGCCAGGGCAAGCUGUCAUUUCUAUUGUGGAUAAAAUGAUCAAGCUAAGCAGGAGAGUGAUCAUUAUUUUAAUGCCAGAUCUAUAUUGUGGUGGCAGGCAGAAUUUGUUCUCUGAACAGGAACUUGCAGUCUACAGUGCUCUUAUACAGGAGGAAACCAAAGUUAUACUGAUUCAGCUAGACAAAAUAAAAGAUUUCAAUAGUAUUCCAGAAUCCCUCAGAUAUCUUAAGCAAAAGCAUGGCAUACUCACAUGGAGCGGAACUUUUACAGAAACCACUGAAAUGGCAACUACAAGGUUUUGGAAGAAUGUGAGAUACCAGAUGCCAGCCAGUCCAAGCCCACUUUCCUCAAACUUUCAUUUUUUGCCAAUAACUUUUCACUCUUCUCAGAUAUCAGAUGGAUGAUGUCAAAGCCACACCUGCAGUGUUUACUUGAAAUCUAUUCCAGUGGAUCCUUAUAGAUGCACAAACCUGUGCACCUGCUAGAGAUUGUUCCAAGUCUUGGAUCAACAGAAACACAAUUCAGAACAGUAUUUUCUGAAAGUUUAUUUACCCAUAGGCUGUGAAGUGCAUGAGCUACUUGGGCAAGUGGCAAAAUAAUGUGAAUGCUGGACAAGGAAGAAGUUGAAAUUGUUUUUGCAUAC
Pseudonaja textilis is the source of this 2123-nucleotide messenger RNA. RefSeq names its product interleukin 1 receptor type 1 (gene IL1R1). Gene Ontology annotation, molecular function: interleukin-1, type I, activating receptor activity. The record is from RefSeq and is a predicted model, not a curated record. Gene Ontology annotation, biological process: signal transduction; regulation of inflammatory response. NCBI's taxonomy places the organism in Eukaryota, Metazoa, Chordata, Lepidosauria, Squamata, Elapidae.